AUGCCUUCAUUUUUCGACCCAGCAGCACCGAAAAAGGCUCCUCGUCCACCACGACAACUGAUAUCUGACUUGAUGUUUCCAGAAUUGGAACGUCAGUUGUCGGACGACCCUGCUCUUUGGCCAAACCUGAACGGACUAAUCAAGCCGGUAAUCACAAAGCUGAAGCAAGCGUCACGACAGGCUAGCGGGGAAAAAGUGCCUGUUGUCAAGCUGCAAGUUGAAGAUGGAGAUGUGCUGAACUUUGUUGCAGGAGGCUUAACAGGUGUAAAGGCAUACACGGCACGUCGUAUCAAAGUGCGUGGCGACUUGGUGCUGGCUCAGCGUCUCGAGAAGUUGUUUGAAAAGGCCGGUGGUCGUGAGCGCGCAAUGCAGUUUGUUCAACGAAACGAGCAUUUGUUUGGCCUGUCUACCACAGCAAGCAAACUCUAA
Zychaea mexicana is the source of this 429-nucleotide messenger RNA. RefSeq lists its product as uncharacterized. The transcript is spliced from 4 exons. The record is from RefSeq and is a predicted model, not a curated record. Bases 1 to 429 code for a protein of 142 amino acids. Lineage: Eukaryota; Fungi; Mucoromycota; Mucoromycetes; Mucorales; Lichtheimiaceae.